Messenger RNA from Adelges cooleyi (spruce gall adelgid), 3842 nucleotides. RefSeq names its product staphylococcal nuclease domain-containing protein 1-like. The record is from RefSeq and is a predicted model, not a curated record. Gene Ontology annotation, molecular function: RNA binding; nuclease activity. Gene Ontology annotation, biological process: regulatory ncRNA-mediated gene silencing; mRNA catabolic process. Gene Ontology annotation, cellular component: cytosol; nucleus; RISC complex. Lineage: Eukaryota; Metazoa; Arthropoda; Insecta; Hemiptera; Adelgidae. The transcript is spliced from 15 exons. Bases 368 to 3112 code for a protein of 914 amino acids.
AAGCGUGUGAGGAGUGCGCCGCCGAAUCUGCUGAUCUGGCCCUUUUCCCCAUAACCGUGCCGUUUGGACACAUCGUGUACGAUACAGUUUACUCGCCGAUUUUCGCGUUUUUUCUCUUGUUGGAAAAACGUGUGGACCGCAGUUUUAUUUUGUUCUUUAUUUUUUUUUUUUCGUUGAAAAUUUUAACCUCAACCCGACGCAUCAUGAACACCGUUAACGUGCACUGUUGUCGGCGCUGCUAAUACACCGCACGCAUAGCCUAGCAAAAUCACGUGACAACCCGUUUCAAAACCUUAUCGUAAUCCUGGCCGCUGUUUUUUGAACCCCGUACCCAAAAUACGCGCGAGUCGUACAGACACAAAUUACGAUGACAAACCAACCGCCAGGAGCCGUGUCCCCUGCAAAGGAGCCCGUCAAGGUUUUCGAAGGAGUCGUCAAACAGGUGAACUCUGGUGAUUCUAUCACUAUUCGCGAGGAAGUAUACUCCGGAUAUCCAAGAGAAAAGCAAAUAACAUUAAAUAAUAUUAUUGCUCCAAAAUUGGGUCGUCGGCCAGCGAAUAAUGAUCCUACAUCCAAGGGCACCGAUGAUGAGCCUUUUGCUUGGGAAGCUCGUGAGUUUCUCAGGAAGAAGCUUGUUGGUAAAAAAGUGUUCUUUAAGAUGGCUGGUCAAGUACCUGGAAGCGGAAAACCCCGAUACUAUGGCGAUAUUUACUAUCCAACUUUGGAAAAUAACAUUGUUAGUGAGCUUGUUGAAAAUGGUUUGGUCACUCUUAAGAAUGUAAAAUCUAACAACCCAACACCUGAUAUCCAGACAUUGGUUGAUCUUCAAAACAAAGCAAAGGCUGCUAAAGCUGGCAAAUGGGAUACAAGCGUAAAGAGUGUAUCGAAGAAAAACAACACUAUCGAUGAUGUGGAAGCUUUUUUGAAAAAGAAUCAAAAGAAGCGCAUUAAGGCCAUAGUUGAGUCUGUUAUUGAUGGAUCAACCAUUAAAUUGAUGCUUUUACCCGAAGGAUAUAUGAUAACCUUGUAUCUCUCUGGAAUCAAGUGCCCUCCUGAAAAUGAUGAAUUUGGAAAUGAGGCGAAGUUUUUCGUUGAGGUUCGUUUGCUACAAAAAGAUAUUGAAGUUACCUUGGAGAGUGUUUUAUCCAAUAAUAAGACUCCAUCAUUUUUCGGUACUAUAUACCAUCCGGCUGGAGAAAUCGCUGUAGAGUUAGUGAAGCAAGGAUUUGCUACCUGUCAAAAUAGAAGUAUGAAGUAUUUGGAAGGUAGUGCUGACAAAUUGAGAGCAGCUGAGAGGCAAGCAAAAGAAAAAAAACUGAGGAAAUGGCAGUCAUACCAACAUACUGGACCAGAGAUUCCCGAAAAAGAAAUAGUUGGAACUGUAAUUGAAAUUAUCCGGGAAGAAGCCUUAUUAGUGAAAACAUCAAACCACGAUAAACCAAAAAAGAUUUUCUUAUCAAAUAUUAAACCAGCAAGACUUGGAGUUGAAGCACCCAGAGGUGAACUACAGUAUGGUGAAGAAGCUCCUCCUCGUGCUCCACGAACACUGGCUAAACAUUUCUAUGAAAUCCCAUGGGCAUACGAAGCACGUGAGUUCUUACGAACACGUUGUAUUGGAAAGAAAGUAAAUGUGUCUGUUGAUUACAUACAGCCUAAGUCUGACAAAUUUGAAGAGAAAAUAUGUGCUACUGUGACCGUAAAUGGAAUAAAUCUUGCCGAGGAAUUAGUAAAAGAAGGUCUGGCGACUGUAAUGAACAACCCUCGAGAUGACCAGAUGUCUCAAUGUUUUGAUGAUUUAAAGAAAGCAGAAGAAAACGCCAAACAAUCGCAUAAAGGCUUGCAUUCAAAAUCUCCUCCGCCCAAGCAACGGAUUACUGAUUGUUCUAGUGCAGGGGAUUCUGCCCGUGCUAAAGCAUUGUUGCCUAGCUUGCAACGUUUCCCGAGGUUUGAAGCUCUAGUUGAAUAUGUUGCCAGUGGCUCAAGAAUGCGACUUUAUGUCCGAAGAGAAUACUCGCUUAUUACUUUCCUGUUGGCGGGUAUUACAUGUCCAAGUGGUGAACGCCCAAAUCAAGGUGAACAACCGUCUGCAGCUGAAGAAUACCAUCAAGAAGCAUUGGCUUUCACAAAAGAAAGAAUUAUGCAUCGUGAAGUAGAAAUCACUGUGGAAUCUUGCAACAAAGGUGGUAGCAUGAUUGGUUGGUUAUUUGUUGGCAACACCAAUCUGUCUUUAGCACUUGUCAAAGAAGGACUUGCAAAAGUACACAGAUCGGCUGAACGUUCCGAAUACUUCAAACAGCUGCAACAGGCCGAGAAAGAAGCUAAAGACAAGAAGCUCAAUUUGUGGAAGAACUACGUGGAAGUACCAGAAGAAGCAAAUAACAACAACAGCAAGCCAGUGACUGAGGAUGUCGUCAAAGAGCGCAAAACCAAUUACGUCGAAGUUCUUGUAUCGGAAAUCAGUCCCGAGUUGCAUGUCUACGUGCAACCUGUCUCGGAAGGCCCUAAAUUGGAAAGUCUUAUGGACAACUUGCGAAAACAAUUUGAUUCGACCCCUCCAGCUGCUGGUUACUCGCCAAAAAGAGGAGAUAUAAUUGCUGCCCAGUUCAAAGAAGACCAACAGUGGUAUCGUGCUAAAGUGGAAAAAGUAGCUGGACCAAAUAUACACAUUUUGUAUAUUGAUUACGGAAAUAGAGAUGUGGUUACUGCAAACGAAUGUGCUCUAUUGCCUCAGUCGUUCAAGAACGACCGGCCUUACGCCAGAGAAUAUGGAUUCGCACUUGCUAAACUGCCGAAAUUACCGGAAUAUCAAGAAGAUUCCAUAUUGGUAGUACGAGAGGAGUUCAUCAACAAAACAAUCAAUAUCAACGAAGAAUACACUUACGACAACUUAACUCAUGUUACUGUUAAAGAUGCUGACAAAAAAGAGGAUCUUGUUAAGAAGUUGGUCGAAGAAGGGUUUUUGUUGGUUGAUAGGCGUCGUGAAAGAUAUUUGCAGAAAUUGUUGACUGAGUACAUCGAGGCUCAAGACAAGGCUAAGAAAGACCGGUUACAUAUGUGGGAGUAUGGUGACAUCACAGAGGAUGAUGCUAAAGAAUUCGGUUAUGCUAAAUAAUGGUCUUUCUUUACCUGCAACAAGACUAAUCAUCCACUGUCAGGCCUUUUACAACUGUACAAAAAUGUGUUUUACAAACUUUAUUAGCCAUAUAUUAUUAUCUUAUUAAUAAUUUUACAUACAGACAUCCAACUCUUUGAUGGAUAAUAUAUAAUAUGACUAUAUUUUAUAUUGAAUAAUAGUUUUAUAAUUUCGUUUUGAUUGUUACAAAAAAAAAAAAAAAUUAUAAAAAUUUUUUUAAAAAAUAUCCAAUGGUUUCUCCUAAUCUACAGUUUUGUAGAAACAGUCUAUUAUAUAGAUUUUAGUUCUAUAAAAUAAAUAUUUGUAACUAAUAGCUAAAUAUUUUAUGAUCUGUUUUUAUGACUUAUAUUUUGGGGUAUAUAAUUAAAUUAAUUUAAUAUGAUAAAUGUUGUUAUAAAAACAGAUGUUAACUUUUUUUUCAACUUAUAACAUUUGAAAAUGUUUUAUUUUAUUUAUAUAACUUUUUGGAAGUAUUCAAACCGCAUACUCUGUAUAUUGAAACGAAAUAUCACAAUUUCAACUGGUCUAUGCGCUCUCUUGUGUGUGGAGCUUCUUUGUAUUUAAAAAAAAUUGUAAAUGUUUAUUAUUACUUACAAGCUUUGCUGAUACUUAAUUUAAACACUUAAAUAUUUUGUAAAACACUAUAUUAUGUCUGAUGUGUAGUGUGAAGACUGUUCAGAUGGAUUAUAUUAUCGAUUUACAUUAAUAA